Coturnix japonica (Japanese quail) is the source of this 1079-nucleotide messenger RNA. Lineage: Eukaryota; Metazoa; Chordata; Aves; Galliformes; Phasianidae. The record is from RefSeq and is a predicted model, not a curated record.
CACCCAUGCUGUGAGUUCUGGAAUGACGUGGCUAACGGAUCUGCCACCAUAUGCCAGAUGGCUGAGUGAUUCAAGGAUAACACAACAGAAAAAACAAAGAACAUGAUAACUAAGGAUAACUAUAAAUAUUCUGGAUUUCACCAAGAAUGCAUUCCACUUGAUUAUUGAAUAUAAAAGGCUGAAUUGCCUACCUGGACCGUAGCACAACCCACAGAUGGUGCAGUAAAGUGACGAAAUGUUUGACACAAAGGAAGAGGAGUCUUUAACCAAUAUCAGUUCACUACCGCCUCCAUCUGUCAUAGAGGACAAUCAGAGACUUCGGGAACAGAAUCAAAUUCUUCAGCAAGAGAACAGAUUCUUGUGUGUUGAGAACAAAGCUUAUUGUCAACAGAAUCAAUUAAUCCUAAGACAGAAUAAAGCUCUUUGGGAACAGAACAGAAAUCUUCAGGAGAAGUAUAUACGCUCUUCAGAAGAAAAACUCUAUGAGAAAUGGCGAGAAUUCUUCCAACUACGAUUUAAAGCUUGCAGAGAAGAGGAUACAGUUCUCAGAGUACAGGAAAUGGCAUUUGUUAUGCAGAACAAAGCUAGGUGGGAAGAGCUUUUAGCUCUGUGGGAGGAAGACAAAGCCAAGUUUCUUCAAAAAUACAGCAAAGGCAUCGAGGAGGAAAAGAAGGCUCUCUGUGAUGAAAAAAAUGCCCUUGCUGCUCAGCAACUUUGCCUUCUAAGGGAGAAUAGGGCACUUCAAGAUGAAAGGGAGGUCCUACAUAGUCAGAGAAGAGCUAUCCUAGACGAGCAAAAAUUCCUCCAUGAUUGGUAUAACACCCUUCAAGAAAAGAAAUAAAUCAAUGAAAGUUUCAGAUGUUUAGAGGGAUUUAGAAGGAGAAGUAAGGAAUUGACAAAGAAAGGCAGUAGUUACCAUUGUUAACCAGAUAUUAUGGUAUAGCCUACCUAGCAGCACAUUUGCAGCAACUCAUGAUUAAAAUCUGGCACAAUUAUGCCCUAUGCUAGAGCCUAGAAAGUCUGAAGGUAUGUUGAUAUCUUUGCUCCCUAAGGGCAAAUAAACUACUUCUGGCAAUACA